CUGUCUCUUUAACCAGCAGCACUGUCACUCUGGUCCCUCCCAUUCUAGCAGCCCUCCAGUGCUGCUGGCCUGAGCUGGGAGCGCACACAGCAGCACCAUCACGGCCGAAGAAACGAGAGAAAUCUGGAAAAGAACAUUUUAAAAAAACAAGAACACAUACGCGCCGAGGAAGAACAUGGGAUAAUGAAACAAAUAAUUUACUCCUACCGCUUGAUCACCUCUGAGAAACUCAGAUGUUUUUGACGCUUGUGUUUUGCGCUUUUUACCCAUUCUCCUUGAGCGCUGCUGGUACAAAGGCGCUUGGUCCGGAGCAGCAGCACCUGGGAUUACUGCCAUAUGAAUGGGCGAGAGUGAAAGGACCAGCUUUUACUAUCAAACCUGGAAAGGCAGACUCAGACAGUGAGUAAACCCAGCGAGAUUAAAACACUUUCUUCAUUUUUUUUUCACCCUGAGAUCCAUAUUACUAGUGUCAACCCCGCGCAGACAGCUGCUGUCAUUGUGUCGAGGCUGAGAUUUUAAAAAAAAUCUUCUUCUGAAAGUGGCCUUUUUCUGGAAUAAUGCAUGAGAAAGACGAGCGCUGUUACAGUUUUUUAUUCCCUUUUUUGUCUGAAGCAUUCCCUGCUAUUCCUCUGACUGAACAGCCGGUUUCUCUUGUUCAGAAUGGGAUGUAUUGUUGCGACUGCGCAACCCACGACAAGUGUCAGCAAUUAGACUGUGUGAUUCUGAACGGGUUACCUCAAGGCCUGUUAUAAACACUGUCACUGCUCUGCAGCUGGAGGAGGUGGACUUUGUUGUCGGUAAGAACUCUGUGGCAAACUGGACUGAUAAGGGAAGAACGGUGCACCCUUGGCAUCAUUCCCUCCCCUGUGUGAGUAAACCAGGGCCGGUCACAGAAAUAAAUUAGGCACAAUAUGGUGGAGCCGGUGGGAUUCAUCGAGGCGUGGAAGGCGCAGUUCCCAGAGUCAGAGCCCCCCAAGAUGGAACUGCGGUCGGUGGGGGGAAUCGAGCAGGAGCUGGAGAAGUGCAAGGCGUCCAUCAGGCGCCUGGAGCAGGAAGUGAACAAGGAGCGCUUCCGCAUGAUCUACCUGCAGACCCUCCUAGCCAAAGAGAGGAAGAGCUAUGACAAGCAGCGGUGGGGCUUCAGAAAGACGCCACUGAAUGAGGGGAUGGACCCUGCGGGCAUGCAGGGUGCGGAAUCCCAGUCCCAGCAGCCACACAUGCAGGAGACUGGAGGGGUUGGAAUAGGAGUAGGUGGUGGUGGGUACAGUGGUGGUAGUGGGGGUGUUGUGGAUAGGACCCGUUUUCAGCCUCUUGGAGAUGGAACUGGCAGGACCAAACCCAGACCUCCCCCAGCCAGGAAGUCGGCCUCCCACGGUGACGGCUUAGAGUCAGCCUUCGACAUACCCCAGCAAGUUGAGUCGACGUCCUGCGACAACCUGGAUGGCCUCUCACCGUCCAAGCAGAGAGGCGGCAUCUCUGUCUCUCCCCGCAGGCCCACCCUUCCACCGCCUGACAAGGAACUGCCCUCUGACCCCAAGGACAAGCUUGGGAUGGGACUUGGUGUGGCAGCUCUUAGAUCCAACUUUGAGAGGAUCAAACGGGCCAACUCUCACUCUGCGGGCGAUGUAGCUAAGGGCCAGGAGAAGCAGCUGCCACCGCCGCCACCACCGUUUUACACCAACAUGGAAUUCCACCAUGAGAGGGGUCUGGUCAGGGUCAACGACCGUGACGUCUCGGACAAGAUCAGCUCCCUGGGCAGCCAGGCCAUGCAGAUGGAGCGAAAGAGAUCUCUUCACUCCCUCCCAGGUAACCUGGCAACAGUAGCUGGGGAGCUCCGUGCCAGGCCAGUGUAUAGAGGGCGGUCCACUGAGAGCACCUGUGGCUAUGAUGCAGAAUACGAAGAUGGCGAGCCCAACCAGAGACAUUCAGGGAGGGCCAACGGGGGCAAACCUCCACCCCCGCCUUGGCAGCCUUCUGACUUCCAGGCUUAUUCCAGCGUCUAUGUCGGUGGUGUGAUGAUGGGCGAAGGUGGCGGUGGAGAUGGUAGAGGUGGCGGGGGUAGUGGAGUCACAAUGAGGGACCAUGGGGGAGGCGACGACCAUCUCUUGACCUGGCCGCGCCGCUCGUACUCCCCAGGUAGUUUUGAGGAUGUCGGCGGAGGUGGCGGCUACACGCCAGACUGCAGCUCUAACGAGAACCUGACGUCCAGUGAGGAGGACUUCUCUUCAGGCCAGUCCAGCCAUGUCUCACCCAGCCCCACCACAGCCUUCCGCCGGCCCUUCAGGGAGAAGAGCCGCUCUCCGUCCCAGAACUCCCAGAAUUCCCAGCAUUCCCUGGACAGCAGCAGCCCCCCAACACCGCAGUCCCAGAAGCGUCACCACCGGCAGCAGGGAGGCCACGUGGUCAUGUCUGAGGCCACUAUCGUGAGCGUUCGCAAGACUGGGCAAAUCUGGCCACCUGCUGCCCAUCAUGACCUCUUGCCUCAUGGCAGAACAUCCCAUGACAACAGUUUCCAUGGAGACCACCUAGAUGGUCAUUUCACGGGGACCCCUCCUACAUAUGGUUACGAUGCAGACCGUGCAGAAGAGCAGCGGAGGCACCACGACAUCCUGCCCUACAUCGAUGACUCGCCGUCGUCUUCGCCGCACCUCAGCUCCAAGAGCCGCAGUAGCCGGGACACCCUCUCCUCAGGAUCGCUGGAGUCUUCCAAGUCGACUGAAUGUGACCUGGAAAAAGGUUUGGAGAUGAGGAAGUGGGUCCUGUCUGGGAUCUUGGCCACUGAGGAAACAUACCUCAGUCAUCUGGAGGCACUGCUGCUGCCCAUGAAGCCUCUAAAGGCUGCAGCUACAACGUCGCAGCCCGUCCUCACCGUGGCCCAGAUAGAGACCAUCUUCUUCAAAGUGCCUGAGCUCUAUGAGAUCCACAAGGAGUUCUACGAUGGACUUUUGCCUCGCGUUCAGCAGUGGAGCCACCACCAGAGAGUCGGGGAUCUCUUCCAGAAACUGGCCAGCCAGCUAGGAGUUUACCGUGCGUUUGUGGACAACUACGAGCUGGCUGUGGAGACAGCCGAGAAGUGCUGCCAGGCUAACACGCAGUUUGCUGAAAUAUCUGAGAACCUGAAGGUGAGGAGCCCCAAGGACUGUAAGGACCAGACAGCUAAGAACUCUCUAGAGGCUUUACUGUAUAAACCAGUGGACAGAGUGACACGCAGUACAUUGGUACUUCAUGACUUGCUUAAACACACGCCCACCAGCCACCCAGACCACCCUCUUUUGCAGGACGCCUUGCGGAUCUCCCAGAACUUCUUGUCCAGCAUAAACGAGGAGACGACGCCCCGACGCCAGUCUAUGACUGUCAAGAAGGGAGAGAACCGGCAGCUGCUGAAGGACAGUUUCAUGGUGGAGUUGGUGGAGGGAGCCAGGAAGCUGCGACAUGUCUUCCUCUUCACUGAUCUGCUGCUCUGCGCCAAACUGAAAAAACAGAUCGGAGGAAAAAACCAACAGUACGACAGUAAGUGGUACAUCCCCCUGACUGAGUUGACCUUCCAGGGCCCAGAGGAGACCGAACCACUUACCAUCCCCCAGGUUCCCGAUGAAGAGCUCGACGCCAUGAAGGUCAAGAUCUCACACCUCCGCAGUGAGAUUCAGAGAGAGAAGAGAGCCAACAAGGGUUCAAAAGUCAUCGACCGUCUCAGGAAGAAGCUGUCCGAACAGGAGUCCCUUCUCCUGUUAACGUCUCCGAGUAUGCCCCUCCGAGUCUACAACAAGAACGGCAAGAGUUACAGUUUCCUGAUUUCAUCUGACUAUGAACGUGCAGAGUGGAAGGAGAUAAUCAAAGAACAGCAGAAGAAAUGUUUUAAAACAUCCUCCUUGACUUCCAUGGAAUUGCAAAUGUUGACCAACUCCUGUGUCAAACUACAGACUGUCCACCACAUUCCACUCAGCAUCAAUAAAGAAGAGGAUGAAUCCUCUGGUCUCUGCGGGUUCCUGAAUGUAAUCGUCCACUCCGCCUCCGGCCUCAAACAGAGCUUGAAUCUCUACUGCACAUUGGAGGUGGAUUCCUUUGGCUUCUUCUCAAAUAAAGCCAAGACGAGAGUGUAUAGAUACACCACUGAACCCAAGUGGAAUGAGGAGUUUGAGAUUGAGCUGGAGGGCUCUCAGACCCUGAGGCUGCUCUGCUACGAGAAGUGUUACAACAAGACCAAGCAGAACAAAGAGGAUGGAGAGAGCACAGACCGCAUCAUGGGGAAAGGACAGAUCCCGCUUGACCCUCAGACUCUCCAAGGCAAAGACUGGCAGAGAACUGUUAUUCCUAUGAACGGGAUCGAGGUUAAACUCUCCAUGAAGUUCACCAGCCGAGAGUUCAGCCUGAAGAGGAUGCCCUCACGGAAACCUAUGGGUGUGUUUGGAGUCAAAAUCUCCACAGUGACCAAGCGAGAGCGCUCCAAGGUGCCCUACAUCGUCCGGCAGUGCCUAGAGGAGAUUGAAAGGAGGGGUAUGGAGGAGGUGGGCAUCUACCGAGUAUCAGGAGUAGCCACUGAUAUUCAAGCCCUGAAGACCGCCUUUGAUACAAAUAACAAAGAUGUGUCAGUGAUGAUGAGUGAGAUGGACGUCAAUGCCAUCGCUGGGACCUUGAAGCUGUACUUCAGAGAGCUGCCAGAACCUCUUUUCACUGAUGAGCUUUAUCCUAAUUUUGCAGGCGGCAUCACCCUGUCUGAUAGUGUUGCCAAAGAGAGCUGCAUGUUGAACUUACUGCUGUCGCUGCCAGAACCCAACCUGGUCACAUUCCUUUUCCUUUUGGAUCACCUGAAGAGGGUGGCAGAGAAGGAAAGCGUCAACAAGAUGUCUCUCCACAACCUGGCAACGGUGUUCGGGCCGACCCUGCUGAGGCCCGCUGAGAAGGACAGCAAAAUCCCUGCCAACCCCACGCAACCCAUCAGCAUGGGGGACAGCUGGUCCCUGGAAGUUAUGGCACAGGUCCAAGUGCUGCUGUAUUUCCUCCAGCUAGAGACCAUCCCCACCCCAGACAGUAAACGACAGAGCAUUCUCUUCUCCACUGAAGUAUAGAGCUAACAUGGACUUUGCCUACCUGACCCUUUGACCACGAAGGAGUGAAAAAGAGAUGGACCUUGGCUCAAAGUGAGCCUGUAGUAGUAUGUUUUUGAAUUGACUGACCGGAUUCCGUUGCAGCUGGUAAGGAUUGUCUCUGGCGACGUCUGCUCCGCUUGAACACAAGAGGGCACAAUAGGGCCUCUGAGGCUUAGAGGACGUGAGGUCCUCUGCAUUCAUACCGCUCAUGUUUAGUAUGUUUCCUUGUACCUCCAGUGAUGUUGUGGGUACAUCUGCCAUCUACAUCUAUCCACCUUAACACUGAGCCUUUACAGCUUGUUGACAGUUGUGUUUCAAAAGUCAAGAAGUUGAAGUGAAUGAAACAUGUCUGUCUUGAUUCAUGGAAUUAGCUUGCCAACAAAUCAGAAUUUCAGUGUGUCCUUCUGUUUGGGCAUUGUUCUGUACUCCAUCUGUUUUUUUUGUCUUUUUUUUUUUUUUUUUUUUUUUUUGGGACAAUCAUCACAUCAAGACUCUUGCAAAAUGUGUGUAUCCAUCUCAAACAUUGCUUCAUGUCCUGUUGAGGAAAAUUCUAAUUGUGUCUUACAUAAUCUCAGUGCAUUGUUUCUGAGAAGUGACCGUCCAGAGCUGCCACGUUACUGGCUUUAAUGUGCUUUUUCUUUGUGUCACAAAAGCCACAGAAAGCAAACACCCAUAUGUUCAAAUGUUUACAACGUAAACAAAACCUUGGUUUGAGUCAGAGACAAAUGCUACACCUUGAAGAAGGACUGUAAGAAAGGGAAAAAAAAGGAACCCAAUGAUUGGAAACAUACUGCAAUCUGACUGCCUGAGGUUUAUCCAAUUUCCUCUAUUUGUGUUGUUUGUGUCUCCAGGUAGUCUUCAGCAUAAAUACCCAGGAAGCAAUAUAUUUUCUAACAUAGGAAUUGUCUGUGUUCAUAUCUUUGCUGACGAAAUGUCCCUCUUACUGUAACAUAGGACAUCUUGCCAAAUUAAUAUGUUGUUUGUUUGUUUCUAGGAAAAAAGGAAGCAGUUGUAUUUACAGAUACAGUAUGUACAUAAUCUUAAAGUUGUAUUUUUUUUUCUUUUUGUUUAACAGUAUAAUCAUUGUUGCUAUUACUGUAAUUUAUUUUCGGGCCUGGGGGAUAAAUUGGUUUGUUUUUUAUGUGAACUUUUUUGGGGGUUUGGUUAAGAAAGUGGUAGGUCUUUAGCCUUGACUUCAAGUCUUGCAGUAAAUAAGCAGGAUUUAGCCUUGAUCUUAUAGAAACUACUCAGCUGUUCUGUCCAGCCUAUCAAUUACUCAUUUAGAUAUUAUUAUGAAGGUAACACACACAUUGUAGUUACAUACUGUAUGCUGCUGCGGGAAAAGGCACAAGCUCUUUAACUGCUGGGUGCUCCUCAGCAGAACGUCUCGCAUCCAGAGACCAUCGCCUGUCUAGUGUAGACAUUAUGCAAUGCCAUAAUACAGCACAUACACUCACGCACACACACACACAUAUGGCAUUGUCUCUUUUAAUCUGUGGCUGCAGAAGUGCACUCAUGCAAUGUUAGAACUACUGUAUUACAAUUCAAGUGACCUGAGCACUCAGCAUUUAUGUCCAUUGAAGAGCAUAUCUGUUGGUUUAAUGAAGGAAUCUUAUUUUGUUUCAUCUUUUUUGUUAUUACUUCUCUCAUGCACUCAAAUGUCCUAAUUAUUCUUUGCCCCUUUCACUGUCCUCCAUCCUGUCGAACCUGCGGGUGUCUCAACCCAAUGGCCAAGUUAAAGAAAACGACUUAAAUGACUAAUCUAUGUGUCCUUGAUUUAACAUGCAGGCAUGUUUUAUUUUUGUUUUUUUCUUUAUGUUCUCAUUAUUGCUGUUCUGUUCAUGAACCUGUCAUCACAAGUUGAAUUGGCUUUGGGAUGCUGGUAACUCUUGAGGAUCUGGUUUACUUUAGUACAGUAUGUUGUUAUCUGGCCCAUUUAAGGAUAAAUGUCAUGGUUGGUUCCCCACAUAUAUCAUAGGCAUAAAACUAAAACCAUCCGUUUAGUGGAUCUGAAAAGGGCUUGUAAGAUAUCACAGAAAGGCAUAUCUGAGUGUGGAUAAUAACUCAUUUUUAACAUGAAUGUCUUUAGACUUUUAGUGGCGAGAGGAGUCUUUCUUUUAGGGUACAUAUCGACUCUAAAUGUUGAGAAAACGGAACUAAAAGGAAAUCAAAAUGUGAUGCUCAGUAGAGGUUUACGUUGCCUGAUGUCAGCUUGGUCUAUAGAUUUUAGAUAAAGUACUGUUAUUGUAUCAGCCCCAUGAACAAUACUGUCGAGCUUUUAUUCUGAAAGUGUCCAUACCUCCAGUCCCAGCACAGUCGUGCCAUUAUGUACUUCCACUAAUUUUGGCCUAUGUAGCAUGCUCACAGUCUUUCGUCAUGUGCAUUUUAGGAUGUGAGACAGAGAAUGAACCCACCUUUCAUUAAUCCCUUCAUUCAUGCCAUCACCUUUAUAUAACAAGUCCUGAUCGCCUACACUGCUCCACCCUAUCGUGCCUCGACACUUUUCCUUUGGUUUUAGCGCCUGUGGUACUCUAAACGUGUCAGUGGGUAAAAAACACUGACACUGGAGACGCUGUUCAGUCUCUUGUUGCCUUUGCUGAGGACAGCCACACACUUUCAUCUCUUAAAGACUAAGACAGGACCUUAAACUUAAGCAUGGUCUUAGCUGAUAUUAUUGUACACGCCUGCCACCUUCAUCUGACUGUGAUGCUGUCAUUCAAACUGUGUUAAAGUCAGUCUUAAUGGGGCAAAGGACAGAAUUUUUUGCCCAUAUCUUUGUCUUAGCUCUUAAAAUUUUCAGCUCCUUUAAUGCCUUUUAUUUUUUAUUUAUUUAUGCUUUCACCCAGUUUGGUAUAAGAAGGUCUACUGGAUCUAUUUAUUUAUGAUAAAAUGUCAUCAAAAACUAAAUUAAUGUUAGAAAAUGGUCUUUAUAUGGGGUAUGUUUUUUGGGAAAAUGUUAAGUCUUAUGUUACAGAAUGUGUCUCAAAAUCUCAACCAUUGUGUACAACUGCAAACAUCUUUUAACCCCCCUCAACUCCUGCGUCGUUGCCUCAUCUCUGUAGUUAUUUGUGUUGUACAACAGACUGGCCACUGUGAUUGUUUAGCUAUCUGAUAUAGAUAACUGAAUAGCAGGUGCAGGUUCUUGUCAGUUUAAAAGGUAGAUUAAAACAUCUCCUACUUUUCCAUAGAGUUGUAUAAUAUGUAUUAUACUAGAGAGUACAUAAUUUGGUUUCUGUUUUAUUUAUUGUGGCGUCCACUGACGUUAUGAUGGUUGAAGACUGAUCAAGCCGGUACACCUCUAGUCUCUUUGAAAAGCCAAACUGUCAGUAUGUGGUAGAGGAGAAAAGAGUCUUAUAUUACUCUAAAAACUGCAUUGUUUUGGUCUGUUGAUUGUCAGUGUAACUGCAUGUACCCUCCAUAAUACAGCUCCCUCCAUAACCUCUGCCCCUUAGUUCUGUACAUGAAAAAGUAAAUACAGCAAAAACUUUAAAUUUUUCUGUGCAGUAGCCUGAAAAUAUGGAACAUAUUGCUCUAUAUGAAAGUUAAAAAUCUCUUGCGUUUAUUGUACAUGACUCCGGUAAUUAUCACUGCAUUUCCAUGCUAUAGUGAAUACUUUGACCAUUUGCUGCCACUACUCUUGACGUUAACCUCUGGGGGAAAAUGCUAGUUUUGUUCUAUUCGACAUAUAACGUAUAGCUGAGGAUGAGACUUUCCGACCAACCACGAACAUUUUCUCUUUUUACCUUCCUCAAUUUUUUGACUCUUGUUCCUGUUCAAUAUUCAAUGUUCUGCUUGUAGAACUGUAAAAAAAGAAUACUGUAUUCUGAGGGCAAACAUGUUUGGAAGGCAUUUGCAGCCUAUGUUUGUACACAAAAAUGUUAAAUAAAAUCUCCUGUAUCUA
Lates calcarifer (barramundi perch) is the source of this 8988-nucleotide messenger RNA. It is a transcript of the gene bcr, whose product is annotated as BCR activator of RhoGEF and GTPase. Gene Ontology annotation, cellular component: membrane. Gene Ontology annotation, molecular function: protein serine/threonine kinase activity; GTPase activator activity; guanyl-nucleotide exchange factor activity. NCBI's taxonomy places the organism in Eukaryota, Metazoa, Chordata, Actinopteri, Centropomidae. Gene Ontology annotation, biological process: intracellular signal transduction; positive regulation of GTPase activity; protein phosphorylation. The coding region runs from base 912 to 5066 and encodes 1384 amino acids. The record is from RefSeq and is a predicted model, not a curated record. The transcript is spliced from 23 exons.